Messenger RNA from Hyposmocoma kahamanoa, 618 nucleotides. RefSeq lists its product as uncharacterized. The record is from RefSeq and is a predicted model, not a curated record. Bases 1 to 438 code for a protein of 145 amino acids. Lineage: Eukaryota; Metazoa; Arthropoda; Insecta; Lepidoptera; Cosmopterigidae. The transcript is spliced from 2 exons.
AUGGCGGAGGGCAAAGGAGGCAUGGCUAUGUCUGAUAUUAUGUGCAACAUUGCGAAGUUCGAUGGAGAAGACAAGACAUAUUCUUCGUCUAAAUGGGCGCAACAUAUUGAGGAUAAUGCGGAAGUUUUCGGGUGGACAGCUCAGCGGAAGCUCAUCAUAGCUCGCAAAUCUCUAACCGGCACGACAGAACUCUGGCUGCGCUCCGAAAAGACAUUCAAAACGUACGAGGACUUGAAGAGUGCCUUACAAAAAGAGUUUUUGGAGUCAGUCAAUGUAAAAGAAAUGCACAAGUUAAUGGCCUCACGUAGAAAACGUCGUGACGAAACCUACUAUCAAUACCUGCUCACGAUGAAAGAACUGGGCAAAAGGGCUAAAUUCCCUGACUACGUAGCCAUCCAGUACAUCAUAGACGGGAUUAACGACAGUGAAGUAAACUAAUUUUGUAUGUCAAAAAUGUGAUUGGACUAACAAUUGAACAUCAAUACUUGUGGACAGACAGUAUGAUCGUUUUGGGUUGGAUGAAAUCAAAUAAAUUAUUACCACCAUUUGUUUCAAGAAGAAUCAAUACCACUUGGUACUUGGUGCAACGGGCUGGUAUCCGCAACUCGACGACAAAGC